AUGAGUCGUAUCCAGUGGCGUCUACGAGAACUUCCAAAAACUAUAAGUCAAACAAUACGUUAUCGAUGGCAGUACGGCAAACAAUGUUUCCGAUCUUUAACUUAUAAUCAUCACAUGAACCAGUCGUACGCAUCGGAUGUGUGUAUGGAGCCAAUAUUUUGGUUCGUGGACAAUUUUACCCAUCUUCUCGGACCGUUCUUUGUGUUCGCCGUGAUAUGUCUCACAACAGCAGUGGUAACGAUAUGCUACUGGAUUGGAUUGCCGUAUUGGUGGAACAAAAAUAAGUGUAUGACAAUAUUUCUACUGUUUGUCGGUCACUGGUUGUUGUUGAAUGUGGUAUACAACUUCUAUAAAGCCGCCUCUAUUUCGCCAGGAAGUCCACCGGAGAAAGAACUGAUUGUGCAAGCGGUUAGCAUAUGCAAAAAAUGUAUUGCCCCGAAACCUCCGCGCACACACCAUUGCUCGGUGUGCAAUCGGUGCGUGCUAAAGAUGGAUCAUCAUUGCCCUUGGCUUAAUAAUUGUGUAGGCUACCAGAAUCAUAGAUACUUUUUUCUCUACAUGUUGUACACGACGAUUGGCACACUGUUUAUAAUUUCAUUUGGUUUUGAGUUGGGGUAUGGCGUUCUGUUUCUCGAUGAAGAUGGCUGGAAAGAGGUAGAGCCAUUACAAGGACACCCGGUUCGGUUCAAUUUAACCGGGCAUAUCAUACCCGUGACGGAAAUGAAUGACUACGAGAACGACGGAAUGGCUCCUGCCGAGCAUGAUCUGCCUAUACCUCAUCACGGCCUCCGGCCUCAAACCAUUCACGGUGCAAUACUGUUCAUGGCGCUGAUAAAUGUAGCAACUUUGUUCGCGUUAGGUGCACUAACGGCCUGGCACAGCACUCUGAUAACACGUGGAGAGACCAGUAUCGAGGCGCACAUCAAUAAAUCCGAGACUAAACGGCUAGCAGCGAUAAACAAGGUGUAUCGUAAUCCGUACGAUUUCGGAUCGCGACAGAACUGGAAACUGUUCCUAGGGUUAACUCGCAAACGCACCUGGUGGCGACAUGUGCUGUUGCCAUCAUCUCACAAACCCGAGGGAAAUGGAUUGACUUGGUUAACAUAUAACAAUGUGACUGACAAUGUCGAUGAGUGGCCGUAA
Anopheles nili is the source of this 1143-nucleotide messenger RNA. RefSeq names its product palmitoyltransferase ZDHHC16. The transcript is spliced from 6 exons. NCBI's taxonomy places the organism in Eukaryota, Metazoa, Arthropoda, Insecta, Diptera, Culicidae. Gene Ontology annotation, cellular component: Golgi apparatus. The coding region runs from base 1 to 1143 and encodes 380 amino acids. Gene Ontology annotation, molecular function: palmitoyltransferase activity. The record is from RefSeq and is a predicted model, not a curated record. Gene Ontology annotation, biological process: protein palmitoylation.